This is a messenger RNA of Penaeus indicus, 1881 nucleotides long. RefSeq names its product spermatogenesis-associated protein 31H1-like. The transcript has 7 exons. The record is from RefSeq and is a predicted model, not a curated record. NCBI's taxonomy places the organism in Eukaryota, Metazoa, Arthropoda, Malacostraca, Decapoda, Penaeidae. Bases 1 to 1881 code for a protein of 626 amino acids.
AUGGACUCCUUCUGCAGAGGUGUCGAUAAUCUCCCUUCACAGGGCGACUCCCCUCGAGGGCAGGUGCCAGCUUCCUCGGCCUUGGCAAGAGGGAAGCGAACGAGAACACGGUUUUACUCUAGAACCAAAACCUCAGAAAACAACAGAGAACACAAAACCUCAGAAACCAAGAGAGAACACAGAACAUCAGAAACCAAGAGAGAACACAGAACAUCAGUAACCAAGAGAGAACACAAAACCUCAGAAACCAACAGAGAACACAAAACAUCAGAAACCAACAGAGAACACAAAACCUCAGAAACCAAGAGAGAACACAAAACAUCAGAAACCAACAGAGAACACAAAACAUCAGAAACCAAGAGAGAACACAAAACAUCAGAAACCAAAAGAGAACACAAAACAUCAGAAACCAAGAGAGAACACAAAACAUCAGAAACCAAGAGAGAACACAAAACAUCAGAAACCAAGAGAGAACACAAAACAUCAGAAACCAAGAGAGAACACAAAACAUCAGAAACCAAGAGAGAACACAAAACAUCAGAAACCAAGAGAGAACACAAAACAUCAGAAACCAAGAGAGAACACAAAACAUCAGAAACCAACAGAGAACACAAAACAUCAGAAACCAAGAGAGAACACAAAACAUCAGAAACCAAGAGAGAACACAAAACAUCAGAAACCAAGAGAGAACACAGAACAUCAGAAACCAACAGAGAACACAAAACCUCAGAAACCAAGAGAGAACACAAAACAUCAGAAACCAAGAGAGAACACAAAACCUCAGAAACCAAGAGAGAACACAGAACAUCAGAAACCAAAAGAGAACACAAAACCUCAGAAACCAAGAGAGAACACAGAACAUCAGAAACCAAGAGAGAACACAGAACAUCAGAAACCAAGAGAGAACACAAAACAUCAGAAACCAACAGAGAACACAAAACAUCAGAAACCAACAGAGAACACAAAACAUCAGAAACCAAGAGAGACCACAGAACAUCAGAAACCAAGAGAGAACACAGAACAUCAGAAACCAAGACAGAACAAAGAACAUCAGAAACCAAAAGAGAACACAAAACAUCAGAAACCAAGAGAGACCACAGAACAUCAAAACCAAGAGAGAACACAGAACAUCAGAUACCAAAAGAGACAGAAACCAAGAGAGACCACAGAACAUCAGAAACCAAGAGAGAACACAAAACAUCAGAAAACAACAGAGAACCACCAUAUGACACCAAAAAAUCGAGAUCCUCUCAGAAGCAGAGGCACACCCUCUCUACCAAAGUCAAGGCACCCCUGGCACAGCAGAAUGUUUCCACAGAACCCGAACAGACUUUUGGCGAAUCGCUCAAGGCAAGCAGGACUGACUCCGUUCAAGCACAGCCUCUUUACCAAAAGCAAGCAGGACUGACUCCGUUCAAGCACAGCCUCUUUACCAAAGGUCAAGGGACCCCGGAGAGAACAGAGGAUUUCCAUAGAUCCCCAAAAGGCUUUUUUAGGCGAACCACUCGAGUCGAGCAGGACCUCGAGAUGAAUCCGCUGUCGAGUUUCGAGGAGGAGCUAGCCCUUUGCGACGUCAACCGCUGCAUGGGCGACGCGCCCGAGAAGGUCGUCGGGAACGCCGUCAUGAACAGGUUCGUGAGCGAGGAAUACGAGCUCACGUACCCACGCAGUCUGAAGGUGUUCCACGGUCUGCUUCAGGAGGCCAAGGCCCUGCAAGCGCUUGCCCAAACACAGGGCGCCCGCCGCCUCGUGGGCAUCUGCCUCGUAAUGCCUUGCCUCGUGACCAGCAGCGCCGCAAGCAAGCGCCCUCUUCAAGACGAGGACGCAGAGAACGACGCCCAAGCGCCUGCACGCAAGACGAAAGCAAGCAGAUGCUGGUGA